AGCUUUACUAUUUUAUUGAAUUAAGGUAUUAACUGGCACGCACGAUCGUCCCUAUAAAAAAAAAUACAGACCGACCAUCGCGCCACAAGUGAGAAGCGGCUAUCAAAGUCGGACUACUCACUUCGUCUAAACCAUCAUUUUUAAACCAACCACAGUUUAUUCCAUAGCCUUAUUUAUCAGUAAAAAAAAAUUAACCUCUAGUAACCAAUGCAUUAGUUUAAUUCAAAAAGCAACGGUUUUCACGCUGCAGCGGCGGCCAUUUUGUUUACAAAAUGGCGACCAACUACACCAUGGCGGAUUAUGGCAUCGUGGCGCAGCCGAUGAAGAUGGUGUCCCAAGAAGUGGUGGAACACAUGCUGGGCUGGAACAUUCCAGAAGAACACCAGGACCUGGUGCACAUGCACUGGAGGGCGUUCCCGGCGGUCAGCAAGUUCUGGCACUACGGCCUGGCGUUGAUCUACACCUGCCUGAUGCUGACGUCACUCACUGGGAAUUCUAUCGUCAUUUGGAUCUUUAGCACCUCCAAAUCCCUGCGCACAGCGAGCAACAUGUUCGUGAUCAACCUGGCGGUCUUCGACCUGAUGAUGAUGAUAGAGAUGCCGCUUCUCAUCAUGAACUCGUUCCAGCAACGCAUGGUGGGGUACCAGCUCGGCUGCGAUAUAUAUGCGACCCUGGGGUCGCUGUCUGGGAUAGGAGGGGCUAUAUCUAACGCUGUUAUCGCGUUUGAUCGGUAUAAAACGAUAUCCUGCCCGCUCGACGGUCGCAUCAACAAGGUGCAGGCGGCGCUGCUGAUCCUCUUCACGUGGCUGUGGUCCGUGCCCUUCACCGCCCUGCCGCUGUUUAAGAUAUGGGGGAAGUUUGUACCAGAGGGAUUCCUAACCACGUGUUCGUUCGACUACUUCACGGACGACCAGGACACGAAGGUGUUCGUGGCGGCCAUCUUCGUGUGGAGCUACUGCAUCCCCAUGUCGCUCAUCUGCUACUUCUACUCGCAGCUGUUUGGAGCCGUCCGCCUGCACGAGCGCAUGCUGAAGGACCAGGCCAAGAAGAUGAACGUGAAGUCGCUCGCGUCCAACAAGGACGACGCGGGCAAGAGCGUCGAGAUCCGGAUCGCUAAGGUCGCCUUCACCAUCUUCUUCCUGUUCGUUUGUGGCUGGACGCCGUACGCCUUCGUUGCCAUGACCGGCGCCUUCGGGGACAGGAGUCUGCUGACCCCGGUGGCGACCAUGGUGCCGGCCGUGUGCUGCAAGAUCGUGUCCUGCAUCGAUCCCUGGGUGUACGCCAUCAACCACCCGAGAUACAGGGCGGAGCUGCAGAAGCGUCUCCCAUGGAUGGGAGUGCGCGAGGCCGACCCCGACUCCGUGUCCACCAACACGAGCCUCGCCACCGCCCAAGCAGCCAAUCCGGAGGCUUAGUUCAAAUUUAGAACCUAGUUAUAUAGCGACAUCUCUGUUCACGGCAGCGAAGCAUUUUCCAAAGUGACAUCGAUGCGCGAAAAGAUAAUUUUCGAGACAUAGAAAACGAUAGACUUGGGAAUGUUUUUGCUACGAUGAAUAGUUUUUAAUGUCAAUCGAAUUACUGGAUAGCUUAUUACAGGAAUGCAACUAUCAACUCAUAUUGUGUAGGGAGAUUAAUUAAUAUGUAUAGCCUACAAGUAAAUGCAUUCUAAGUAGGUCUCGUAGGCUCGCCUUGUUGGUUUUUACCCGACUGCCGAAGGAGGAGGGUAAUGUUUUAUACUAAUAAGUACCUACCUAAGCCAAUAUUUUUUUCUUACCUGACUAGUUUUUUUUAAUUCUAUUAAUAAUUGUAUGUAAUAAGCAUUCUUAAGUAGCAUGAGAUGUUCUUUUUGAUACUUAAACUUUCCAUACAGUAAUUCGAUUGAUAUUUAAGUACUUAUAACAAUCUAGUUUAAGCGAUUGCUAUUAUGAUGAUAACGAAUAACGACCAAAGGCUGCACAAUGGACUCCGAUGAAGCUGUAUUUUUUUUAUAACGAAGCAUAAUAUUUUAAAAAAUCCAAAAAAAAAACGAUCUGAUCCCGACGACUGAGGCAAGCUUUUAAUUUGUUAUAAAUAAAGGAAGUGUACUUUGA
Messenger RNA from Plutella xylostella (diamondback moth), 2090 nucleotides. RefSeq names its product Rhodopsin 5 (gene Rh5). Gene Ontology annotation, cellular component: membrane. Gene Ontology annotation, biological process: visual perception; G protein-coupled receptor signaling pathway. The record is from RefSeq and is a predicted model, not a curated record. Gene Ontology annotation, molecular function: G protein-coupled receptor activity. Lineage: Eukaryota; Metazoa; Arthropoda; Insecta; Lepidoptera; Plutellidae.